AUGCUAAAGGCAUCUAAAUUUUAUAGAACUCCGCGAAAACUACAUCCCGGUAACGACAGUCAAUCAGUGGUAACCAAAGGACGACGCAAGACGAAGCUGGCGGCGCCCAAAUCAAAAUCAGCGGCUGCGCUCAUUAAACGCAAAAACCGCAAUGUUCAAAAAAAGGAAAACGAUGGUACCGAUAACUUAAAUUUAACGAAGGAACCGUGUCAAUUUGUUCCCGUACGUCGUAAGCCUCUGGGUGAAUACAUGAAGUUGGAGGCACCGAUGUCUUCCCCAUCUCCGUCAAUGCAGGGGAUGAGAAUGAGCUAUGCAGCCGCCGUUGAGACUGGAUCAGGAGUUAAGGUUAUGAUAUCGCCGCGUCUGAAUAAACCAAAUACGAGUAAAUCAGGCAAGGGCAAAGCUAAUAAGAUAACCGCUGAUACAAAGUUUCGGAUAUUUGAUGAACAACCCAAGCCGCAUAUUGUUCGUGUAGAUCCCAAAAUGUUUCGAGCUGAUGUUGAACAAAAAUCAAGAAUGAAGAACUCCAAAUUAAAGAAACCAAUACCUCAAAAGACCAGCAAACCGCAGUUAAGGGUAGCGUUGAAAACUGAUCCAAAUGACGUUGAUAUUAAGGCGCUUAAAUUGCAAUUUAAGAAAAUGGACUGCAAUACUGCAAGUACUGCAACCGUUGCAAUUAAGGGCAAUUCAGUAUCAGCGUCUAGUGCACAGACGAGACACGUUGAGGAUUUACCGACAUUUGCGGAUUCUGUCAGUUAUUUAAGCUUUCAUCAUGAGCGAUUGCAGCGGAUAAUCAAAAAUCAAGAUAUUUGCGCAAUUUGCUUACAAUCACCAGAACCAAUGAAGGUACCACAAUUUGAGGAUAAACAUUUUAAAUAUCUCGAAGAUGCUGCACUUUUGGCACAAAAUCGCACCAUGCUCCGCUUGUGGAUGAACUCUGAUCAACUUAUAUGCUAGUAAACAAUUUUCACAUACAUAAAUUUUUAAAGUUAAAUUAGCUGAUAUUCUGUGUUAUAUGCCUGUCGAAAACUAAAUUAUCAUUGAAAUAAUGCGGUCAAAAUAAUAUUGGCUUGCUAACGCAACGUUCGAUUUAAUAGUCUUAUUUCACAACAUGUGGAUAAACUCUGCUCAACUGAUAUGCUAGUAAACAUUUUUUAUACAUAUAUU
Messenger RNA from Drosophila innubila, 1167 nucleotides. RefSeq lists its product as uncharacterized. The transcript has 3 exons. The record is from RefSeq and is a predicted model, not a curated record. Lineage: Eukaryota; Metazoa; Arthropoda; Insecta; Diptera; Drosophilidae. The coding region runs from base 1 to 957 and encodes 318 amino acids.